Molecule: messenger RNA, 2649 nt
Organism: Penicillium verhagenii
Lineage: Eukaryota; Fungi; Ascomycota; Eurotiomycetes; Eurotiales; Aspergillaceae
Exons: 1
Coding region: 1-2649 (882 amino acids)
Molecular function (GO): protein binding; ADP binding
Source: RefSeq, a predicted model, not a curated record
AUGAGAUGUCCUAACACUCUCGAAGAUGAUCAUUCUGCAGUCCACUAUGUUAUUCCGUCUUUGGAAAAUCGAGACUUUACUGGUCGUGAUUCCACGCUGGAUGAGCUUAAGAAGAAGCUAUUUCUGGAACCGAGCACGGAAAAACUAGCGCUAUUUGGACUAGGCGGCAUCGGCAAAACCCAAGUUGCUCUUCAGCUUGCCCGCUGGGUGAGAGCGCAUGUACCAGACUGCUCAGUUUUCUGGGCUCCUGCCCUGAGUCUCGAGAGUUUCGAGCAGGCUUGUUCGCAAAUCGCGAAAGAGCUGCAAAUUCCUCUGAAUGCAGAUGGUGAAAGCGCAAAGGAAUCAGUACAGCGACACCUAAGCUCUGAUAAGGCUGGAAAGUGGCUUUUCAUUGUCGAUAAUGCCGAUGACGUGGAAAUGCUUUUCGAUAAUCUUGAUCAGUACUUCCCCGCUAGCAACAACGGCGUUACUUUGCUCACUACUCGUUCCCGCGAGGUGGCACUGGCAUUCGCAGGAAGAGACAUAGUUGAGCUCCAAAAGAUGACAACGGAGGAAGGGAUUGCUUUUAUUACUAAAAUUGUAGGAGAAGACUCGCUUGGUGACCAGAAGUCCACUAUUCAACUGUUAGAGGAGCUCAACUUCCUACCCCUGGCUAUUGUACAGGCAGCUCACUAUAUUUGUCGAAAUGGUGGAACGGUCACACGAUAUCUUCAGCUUAUGCGUAACACCGAAAAAGAUCGGAUGCGUCUAGCGAGCAGGGAAUUCUACGAUAGCACUCGCUAUCGUAAACUGGCAAACGCGGUGGCCACUACAUGGCUUAUCUCAUUCAAUCAGAUCGAAGACUCUGAUCCCUUUGCUGCUGAUUUGUUAGGAUUUAUAUCUUACCUUGAGCCAAAGGCAAUCCCGCGAUCUAUUCUCCCCACGCUCUAUUCAGAAGAGGAGAUGGAGUUUUCACUUGGUACGCUGUGUAGCUAUGGAUUUCUCACCAGGAGGGACGACAAAAAUAUGUUUGAUGUGCAUAGCCUAGUACAGCUAUCAACUCGAAUGUGGAUGACAGACGCGCGGAAGACACAACAAAUCAUCACAACCUUAACACGACAUAUGGACAAGCGCUUUCCAUCUGAUGAAUACACAAAUCGUGACACAUGGAGAAUGUACCUACCACACACUCUUGAGAUUCUCAGACGAGAGGAAAGUCAAGAUUUAAGUGAAAGAUAUACCCUACUUUCUAAAGUUGGGGAUUGUCUUCUGACCGAUGGCCGAGCGAAAGAAGCGGUUACUGCUUUUGGGAAUGUGUGUGCAUGGAACGAAAAGCACUAUGAUGAAGAACAUCCCUCUCGACUGGGAUCUCAGCACGAGCUCGCAAGCGCAUAUAAAUCCAACGGGCAGAUCAAGCAGGCUGUGAAGCUACUUGAGCAUGUGGUCGCAGUAAAAGAGAAAACGCUGUAUAAAGAACAUCUCUCUCGACUAGCAUCUCAGCAUGAGCUUGCAAGGGCAUACCAAUCCAACGGGCAGAUCAAGCAAGCUAUGGAGUUACUUGAGUAUGUGGUCAUAGUAAAAGAGAGAAUACUGGAUGAAGAACAUCCCUCUCGACUGAGAUCUCAGCAUGAGCUCGCAAGCGCAUAUAAAUCCAACGGGCAGAUCAAGCAGGCUAUAGUACUGUUUGAGCAUGUGGUCGCAGUGCAAGAGAGAAUGCUAGAUAAAGAACAUCCCUCUCGACUGGUAUCUCAGCAUCAGCUUGCGGGGGCAUACCGAUCCAAUGGGCAGAUUAAACAGGCCAUGGAGCUACUUGAGUAUGUGGUCUCGGUGCAAGAGAGAACGCUGGAUAAAGAACAUCCUGAUCAACUGGCAUCUCAGCACGAGCUCGCAAAGUCAUACCUAUCCAACGGGCAGACUAAACAGGCCAUGGAGCUACUUGAGCAUGUGGUUGCGGUGCAAGAGAGAACGCUGGAUGAAGAACAUCCUGAUCAACUGGUAUCUCAGCAUGAGCUCGCAAGGGCAUACCUAUCCAACGGGCAGACUAAGCAGGCCAUGGAGCUACUUAAGCAUGUGGUUGUAGUAGAAGAGAGAACACUAGAUGAAGAGCAUCCUGAUCGACUAACAUCUCAGCACCAGCUCGCAAGGGCAUACCUAUCCAACAGGCAGAUUGAGCAGGCUAUAGGGCUAUUUGAGCACGUGGUCGCAGUACAAGAGAAAACGCUAGAUGAAGAACAUCAUAAUCAACUAGCGUCUCAGCAUGAGCUCGCAGGGGCAUACCUAUCCAACAGGCAGACUAAGCAGGCUGUGGAGCUACUUGAGCAUGUGGUCGCAGUACAAGAGAGAAUACUGGAUGAAGAACAUCCUGAUCGACUAGCAUCUCAGCACGAGCUCGCAGGGGCAUACCAAUUCAACGGACAGACCAAGCAGGCCAUGGAGCUACUUGAGCACGUGGUCGCAGUAGAAGAGAGAACGCUGGAUGAAGAGCAUCCUGAUCGACUGGUGUCUCAGCGCUUACUUGCACGGGUGUAUCAAUCUAUUGCUCGUACCAAUCCAACUGGCAGAGGAAGCCGGCAGUGGAGCUACUUAAGCACAUGGUCAAGGUGCAAGAGAAAACGCCUGAUGAAGAAAAUCCCUUUCGACCGGCGUCUCACCGCGCGCUCCAAGACGUGA